AUAAAUAUAUUUCUUAUUUCUUAUACUAGUAUAUACUGCAUGAGUUAAAACAUGGCAUAAACCUAGCGCUUCCCAGGAUCAUACCUAUAGGGUUUUAAGCCACCUCGCCUCGCCACCAUGUAUGGGAACUCCAGCAAGGGAUCCUAGUGACGCAGAUGCGCCCCUGCAUGGCCCCCAACCUGCAGCUUCCACCAUCCUCACUGCGCAGAUCCUCCACACAUCUGGCUUCUCAGCUGCCAAAUCUGCUGCCCUCCAUGCCCUCUCCGACAUCACCUGCCGCUACAUCACCUCCUUGGGCCGCACUGCCGUGGCCAUUGCCGAGGCCCGUGGCCGCACAGAACCCAACCUGCUCGAUCUCAUCCUCUCGCUUGAGGACCAUGCACUUGUUGGUUUCCUGGGUGCAUCUGACCCUACUCGCCCAGUCCUCCGCUCCGGCGUGCUUUUGGAGCUCGUCGGAUUUGCACACUUGGUAAGAGAGGUGCAGUUUAUGAAGCUGCGGCCGAGGAUGGGAGGAUGGGAUUCUCACCGAAAAGGGUGGGAGAGCUUUGCAGCAGCAGGGAAGGAGCCACCACUGAAACAUGUGCCUCGGUGGCUGCCGUGCUUCCCCGAGGAACAGGAGGCGAAGUUGGAGGCCAAGAAUGAAGACGAGACUAAGGCGAGGUGGGAAGUAUGUAGGGUAGUUGAAGUGGAGGCUGAGCAGAUGUCGAAGGUGAAUGGUCAUUGCAUGGAGGGCAGGGGAGCGGUGCCAGAGAAGAGGGAUAAGGUGCAGUUUCUCAUGUAUGGGAAGAAGCGGAGGUGGGAGUCGAAAAGUGCGGUGGUGGAUUAGAACUUCUUGUGGAGAAGUAUGAAAACUUAUGGUAAAAUUGCUUUGAAACUGGCGGUUGAACUCAUGUUAUUGCAGUAGACAUAGCAUGAUGAAUUUACAUCUGAGAAUCUGAGUAUCUGACAUGGAGCUUGUAUAAUGAUGUAGCAUGUUUACUAAGGAUCCUGUUCAAUAUGUUAGCUGUUAUUCGCUUUUUCUUAUGUUAUUGAUCUAAUUUCGUAU
Lolium rigidum is the source of this 1045-nucleotide messenger RNA. Its product is annotated as transcription initiation factor TFIID subunit 8-like. Gene Ontology annotation, cellular component: transcription factor TFIID complex. The coding region runs from base 122 to 826 and encodes 234 amino acids. Gene Ontology annotation, molecular function: protein heterodimerization activity. The transcript has a single exon. The record is from RefSeq and is a predicted model, not a curated record. Lineage: Eukaryota; Viridiplantae; Streptophyta; Magnoliopsida; Poales; Poaceae.